AAAAAACAAAACAAAAGCAAUCAGCAACAACAAAGAAACAGUACCCCAUCAACCCUUCACAAAAGCGGAAAAGAAGAAACAAGAUCCACCUCGAACCUCUCUCCUCACCUAUCCAUCCCCUCACCUCCCUCCCUCCCUCCCUCAACCUCACAACAAUUCAAUCCAAUUCCAAAUCCGAAUCCAUCCUACCAAAUAGCUGUCUUUCUUUUUUCUUUGGGCUUUUUAAGUGGUUAAUUAUUCAUUCUCAAAUCUGAGCUGAGCUGUGGGAUGAUGAGUGUGUGAGGAGGAAAUUAGGAGAGCAAAAUAGUGGGAAUUGGGUUGGUGGGUAAGCAGCUGAGUGUUGUAGAAGAGUUUGUAGGAGUGAGGAGGAGGAGGAGGAGGAGGAGAGAGAGAGAGAUCAAAAGAAAACAAUAAUGAGGGAAGAUGAGUCCAAUUGGUUCUCCAGGUGGGAAGAAGAGCUUCCUUCACCUGAGGAGCUCAUGCCCUUAUCCCAAACCCUAAUCACUCCUGAUCUUGCCUUGGCCUUUGACAUCAGAAACAACAACCCCAACAACCCAAGUAGCCCCCAAAACCAACAACCCCCACAACCUCCUCAGCCACCACAUACCCCUCCACCUCCUCCUCCUUCCUCCUUGCCUCCCGCCACCCCGACCCACCCCAACUCCUCUGCCGAAUUCGCCGAUUCUGCCGACCUGGGGUCUGGUGCGGGCGGGGAAGAGCCCGCCCGCACCCUCAAGCGGCCCCGUCUCGUGUGGACCCCGCAGCUCCACAAGCGCUUUGUGGACGCCGUGGCACACUUGGGGAUCAAGAACGCCGUCCCCAAGACCAUAAUGCAGCUCAUGAGUGUGGACGGCCUCACCCGGGAGAAUGUUGCCAGCCAUUUGCAGAAGUACCGUCUCUAUCUCAAGCGUAUGCAGGGCUUGUCCGGCGGAGGCAGCGGAGGUGGCGGAGGCGGAGGCGGAGGAUUGGCAGCCUCCGCGGACCCCGCCACCGAUCAUUUGUUUGCAAGCUCGCCGGUUCCGGCUCAUUUCCUGCACCCGCAUCCCGGGGGAAGGCCCAAUUCGGAGCAUUUCAUGCCCUUUGUGCCGGUGGCUCUGCAGCAGCACCAUCACCAGCAGCAGCAGCAGCAGCAGAUGGCUGCGGCUGCGGCAGCGGCGGUGGCAGCCCAUCCCCAGUAUCACAGGCAGGUGGGGCAUUUUGGGUCCCCACCAAAUGGCCAAUUUGAGCAUCCAUUCUUGGCAAGGCAGUCGUCACAGCCAGUUCAUAGGAUGGGGGCGCCACUGCAUAAUCCAGUGCCAGGAAGCUAUGUAGAGGACUUGGAAUCAGCUAAUGCAACUGGUGGCAGGAAAGUUCUUACUCUGUUUCCAACUGGGGAGGAUUGAAUUUGGAAGUAAAGCAGAUGCAUAAUCUCAAAAAGAAAGUCAAAAGA
Messenger RNA from Prunus mume (Japanese apricot), 1429 nucleotides. Its product is annotated as transcription factor MYBC1. Lineage: Eukaryota; Viridiplantae; Streptophyta; Magnoliopsida; Rosales; Rosaceae. The record is from RefSeq and is a predicted model, not a curated record. Gene Ontology annotation, biological process: regulation of DNA-templated transcription. Gene Ontology annotation, molecular function: DNA binding; DNA-binding transcription factor activity. Gene Ontology annotation, cellular component: nucleus.